Dioscorea cayenensis subsp. rotundata (Guinea yam) is the source of this 1753-nucleotide messenger RNA. RefSeq names its product magnesium transporter MRS2-3. Gene Ontology annotation, biological process: transmembrane transport; magnesium ion transport. The transcript is spliced from 6 exons. Gene Ontology annotation, cellular component: membrane. The record is from RefSeq and is a predicted model, not a curated record. Gene Ontology annotation, molecular function: magnesium ion transmembrane transporter activity. Bases 117 to 1559 code for a protein of 480 amino acids. Lineage: Eukaryota; Viridiplantae; Streptophyta; Magnoliopsida; Dioscoreales; Dioscoreaceae.
CCGUACACGUGUCCCAUCCUUCAUUGCUGACGUCAUCCAUCUCCUUCACUGUCCCUUCUACUUCUUCGCCAUUAACGAGCUCAAGCAUUCCAUCGAGCACCUCUUGCCUUGCCUCCAUGGGAUUCCCUCGCCCUCUCUCCAGGAUCCCCGACGACGAUCCCGACCACCAGGUCCGCCCCAUCGCCACCUCCUCCGCCCGUAAAAAGGCUGGCUUCGCUGUCCGGACAUGGAUGGCCGUCGACUCCUCCGGCCAAGCUCAACUCCUCGAGGCUGGAAAACACGCCAUCAUGAACCGCACUGGUUUGCCUCCUCGAGACCUCCGCAUCCUUGACCCUUUGCUCUCCUACCCCUCCACCAUUCUCGGCCGGGACCAUGCUAUUGUCAUCAAUCUUGAGCAUAUUAAGGCCAUUAUCACUGCUAAUGAGGUCCUUCUUCUCAAUGCCAAAGAUCCCGCUGUGGAACCCUUCGUUAAUGAGCUCCAGCGCCGGCUUCUUCUCCACCAUCACCGCAACCUUAAUCAGGAUGAUGGAAAUGAUGGUAAUGCGGAUUGGACUGAGGGAUAUGAUAAGGAGGAACCAGAGUCAAAAAUGAAGAGUUCACCUCAUGAUUUUGGAGAGGAUCAAGAUGUUGAUGAGAAGGUAGAAGGUGGGGAGAAAUCUGGCUUGGUUAGCUCAAAUGGGCCUAAGGUUCUUCCUUUCGAAUUUAUCGCAUUGGAAUCAUGUCUAGAGGCUGCAUGCAGUUGCUUAGAGAAUGAGGCUACAACUUUGGAGAAGGAAGCACAUCCAGCCUUGGAUAAGUUGACUACAAAGAUUAGCACUCUCAAUUUGGAACGAGUUCGUCAAAUCAAAAGCCGGUUGGUUGCCAUCACUGGACGUGUUCAAAAGGUCAGAGAUGAACUCGAACACCUGCUGGAUGAUGACGAUGAUAUGGCUGAAAUGUAUCUAACCGAUAAGUUGAUGCAGCAAAACCUUACUGAUGAAUCACCCAACUCUUCUCCAAAUGAACAACUGGAUGGCCUGGAUGGUGAAAGGUACCUUACCUGUUUAAGUAUUGUGGCCGGACAAUUUAUGUUUUCAUUUUCUUCAUAUGUUAAUAAUUUCAAUAACAACGGCCACCUACCGUCUGGGUUCAGUAUGAUCAAUGAAGAUGGCCAUUUAGUGCACACUUGCAGCACAAGAAGCGGCAGCAAACAUCUAGAUGUACAAGAUCUUGAAAUGCUAUUGGAAGCUUACUUUGUGCAAGUUGACAGUACGCUAAACAAGCUAUCGACGUUAAGGGAGUAUGUCGACGACACAGAGGAUUAUAUUAAUAUUAUGCUCGACGACAAGCAAAACCACCUUCUUCAAAUGGGUGUCAUGUUAACAACAGCAACACUCAUAGUGAGUGCUUAUGUAGUUUUAGCUGGAAUUUUCGGCAUGAACAUCCAGAAUAAACUGUUCGACGAGAAGAAAUCCGGUACACCAGAGUUCUUAUGGACUGUCGGUGGUGGAGCUGCGGGGAGUUUGCUUCUGUAUGUCGUCGCCGUUGCAUGGUGUAAGCACAGACGCUUGCUUGAAUAAAAACUCUAUUUUGUAUCAUAAAUGAAUGAUUUAAGAUCUUGUGUUUGUGUUGCAUUGUAUUGUAUUUGUAUCUCUGUUUAUUGUUUAUGUUUGUAAGUUUUUUUUAUCAGAGUGUAAAUUUGCAGCAUAAGAUCAACAAUUUGUAAUUGGAUUUCUUUGAUUAUAAUUUCAAAGUUUGUGAAGUAAUUUUAUCA